This is a messenger RNA of Hippocampus comes (tiger tail seahorse), 1097 nucleotides long. It is a transcript of the gene pqbp1, whose product is annotated as polyglutamine binding protein 1. Bases 103 to 780 code for a protein of 225 amino acids. Lineage: Eukaryota; Metazoa; Chordata; Actinopteri; Syngnathiformes; Syngnathidae. Gene Ontology annotation, cellular component: nuclear body; cytoplasm. The transcript has 7 exons. The record is from RefSeq and is a predicted model, not a curated record. Gene Ontology annotation, molecular function: protein binding; ribonucleoprotein complex binding. Gene Ontology annotation, biological process: alternative mRNA splicing, via spliceosome.
ACAUUUGACAUUGUGCCUCGCAGUACGUUACAUGGCAACGUCAUUAAUGUGCGCCGGAGGAAGUGGUAACGUUGAUUCUGCUAGCGAUUGUCUCCAAGCAGGAUGCCCCUUCCUGCAGCACUGCUGGCCCGCUUGGCCAAGAGAGGGAUUGUGAAACCCACAGAGCAAGGGGCAGAUGAGGAGAUUAUUGCUGAAGAUUACGACGACAACAAUGUCGAUUAUGAAGCUACCAGGGUAGAAAAUCUGCCGCCCAAUUGGUAUAAAGUGUUUGACCCCUCUUGUGGCCUUCCUUACUACUGGAAUGUGGAAACAGACUUAGUGGCGUGGCUGUCGCCAAACGACCCGUCUGCUCAGAUAACAAAAGCUGCGAAGAAACAAAAAGUGGAGGCAGGGGACGACCGAGUUGAGCGACAGUCUGAAAAAAUGGACAGAGAGCGGGACCGAGAUCGCGAGCGCUAUCGAGACAGAGAUCGGGAUAGAGAGCGUGACCGUGAGAGGGAUGAGCGCCGCGAACGAGACAGAAGAAAGCAGAGGAGGGAAGACACGGCACCCUACAACAAGGGCAAAAGAGGUAAAAAAGACGAUGAAAUGGAUCCCAUGGACCCAAGUGCAUAUUCUGAUGCUCCGAGGGGCUCGUGGUCAAGCGGCCUUCCCAAACGCAAUGAAGCAAAGACAGGAGCCGACACCACGGCCGCCGGGCCUCUGUUCCAGCAGCGACCAUACCCGAGUCCGGGAGCCGUACUCCGCGCUAAUGCAGCGAACCAAGUUGUGAAGGAGUAACACCAACUCCCAGCUGUACUUGUACUGUACGUAUUUGGUCAUGACGUUGGAAGUCUUGUAUAAGUCAUUUCGUAAAUUACAAUUAUUUGCUGGGCAGUCUGGUCUUCAAUACCACUUUAUGUCUUUUUUUUUUUUUUUAAACAUCUUAAUACUGACAGAUGUAACCUCAUUUGUCACCAUUGCAGAUCCAGAUGUUUUUCCCAUGGUAGCCGUUUGCUUUUAUUUCCAUUUGAUAGCUCUUGAAUCAAGAAGAACCCGUGUCAGUACUGUAUGUUGUUUCAUGACCGAAGAUGGAUGGCCAUUAGAAAACACACUUG